This is a messenger RNA of Cygnus atratus (black swan), 3861 nucleotides long. It is a transcript of the gene OPLAH, whose product is annotated as 5-oxoprolinase, ATP-hydrolysing. The record is from RefSeq and is a predicted model, not a curated record. Gene Ontology annotation, molecular function: 5-oxoprolinase (ATP-hydrolyzing) activity. NCBI's taxonomy places the organism in Eukaryota, Metazoa, Chordata, Aves, Anseriformes, Anatidae. Gene Ontology annotation, cellular component: cytosol. Bases 1 to 3861 code for a protein of 1286 amino acids. The transcript is spliced from 26 exons. Gene Ontology annotation, biological process: glutathione metabolic process.
AUGGCGGCGCCGGUCCCCGCCGGGUUCCAGUUCGCCAUCGACCGCGGCGGCACCUUCACCGACGUCUUCGCCCGCUGCCCCGGCGGCCGCGUCCGCGUCCUGAAGCUGCUCUCCGAGGACCCGAGCUACGGCGACGCCCCCACCGAGGGCAUCCGCCGCGUCCUGCAGGAGGAGAGCGGGGUGCCGGUGCCACGCGAGCGCCCGCUGGACACGUCCCGCAUCGAGUGGAUCCGCAUGGGCACCACGGUGGCCACCAACGCGCUGCUGGAGCGCCGGGGCGAGCGCGUGGCCCUGCUCGUCACCCGCGGCUUCCGCGACCUCCUGCACAUCGGCACCCAGGCGCGCCCGCGCAUCUUCGACCUGGAGGCGGCGAUGCCCGCGGCGCUGUACGAGGAGGUGAUCGAGGUGGACGAGCGGCUCAUCCCGCAGCAGCCUGGCUGCCGCCUGCCCGGCUCCGAGGCGCUGCCGCGGCUGGCAGGCUGCACCGGGGACACCCUGCUGCUGUGGCGGCCCCUGGACCUGACGGCGCUGCGGCGGGAGCUGGAGCGGGUGCUGGCACGCGGCAUCCGCAGCCUGGCCGUGCUGCUGCUGCACUCCUACGCCUGGCCGGGCCACGAGGAGCAGGUGGGGGCCUUGGCGCGGGAGCUGGGCUUCCAGCACGUGUCCCUGUCCUCGGCGGUGACGGCGAUGGCGCGGGCGGUGCCGCGGGGGCACACGGCGUGCGCCGACGCCUACCUCACGCCCUGCAUCCGCCGGUACCUCGACGGCUUCUGCGCCGGCUUCGCCGAGCGGCUGCAGGGCGUCCCGGUGCUCUUCAUGCGCUCCGACGGCGGCCUGACACCCAUGCAGCACUUCAGCGGUGCCCGCGCCGUGCUGUCGGGGCCUGCGGGCGGUGUGGUGGGCUACGCCGUCACCACGUACCGGCACCAGGACGGGCAGCCCGUCAUCGGCUUCGACAUGGGGGGCACCUCGACGGACGUGAGCCGCUACGCCGGGGAGUACGAGCACGUCUUCGAGGCCACCACGGCCGGCGUCAGCAUCCAGGCACCGCAGCUCGACAUCAACACGGUGGCGGCCGGGGGGGGCUCCAUGCUGUUCUUCAGGUCCGGGCUCUUUGUGGUCGGCCCCGAGUCAGCCGGUGCCCACCCCGGCCCCGCCUGCUACCGGAAGGGGGGGCCGCCGACCGUCACCGACGCCAACCUGUGCCUGGGCCGCCUGCUGCCCGAGUUCUUCCCCCGCAUCUUCGGGCCGGGCGAGGACCAGCCGCUGUGCCGCGAGGCCGCGCUGCGGGCGCUGCAGGGCCUGGCCGCCCGGGUGGGCGCCGGCGCGCCCGGCCAGCAGCCGAUGUCGGUGGAGGAGGUGGCCAUGGGCUUCAUCCGCGUGGCCAACGAGGCCAUGUGCCGGCCCAUCCGCGCCCUGACGCAGGCGCGAGGCCAUGACACCUCCCGCCACGUGCUGGCCUGCUUUGGGGGCGCGGGGGGACAGCACGCCUGCGCCAUCGCCCGUGCCCUGGGCAUGAAGAAGGUUUUCAUCCACAAGUACAGCGGGGUGCUGUCGGCGUACGGGAUGGCGCUGGCAGACGUGGUGCACGAGGCGCAGGUGCCGUGCGCCCUCCGCUACGAGCCAGCCGCCUUCGCCCAGCUGGACGAGCGCAUCGCCGCGCUGGAGCAGGAGUGCCGGCAGGCGCUGGCAGCCCAGGGCUUCUCCAGCGACCAGAUCCGGACCGAGGCGUUCCUGCACCUGCGCUACGAGCGCACCGACUGCGCCCUGAUGUGCUCGGCCAAGGGGCACCCCCCGACCCCCCGCUCCUGCCGUGCCGGGGACUUCGCCACCGCCUUCACCAGCCGGUACAGGACGGAGUUUGGCUUCACCAUCCCCGACCGCGCCGUGGUGGUGGAUGACGUGCGGGUGCGCGGCACCGGCAGCACCAGCAUCAGCUGCGAGAGCCCGCUGGCACCCAGCGGGGAGCCGCCGCGUGUGGAGGCGGUGACGCGGUGCUACUUCGAGGAGGGGUACCUGGAGACGCCGGUGUUCCUGCUGGAGCAGCUCUCCUGCGACCACUCUAUCCCCGGCCCUGCCAUCAUCAUCGACAAGAACAGCACCAUCCUGGUGGAGCCGGGCUGCACCGCCAGCCUGACGGAGCUCGGCGACGUCUGCAUCGCCGUGGGCUCGGGGCGGCCGAGCGCCGUGGGCACGCAGCUCGACCCCGUGCAGCUCUCCAUCUUCUCCCACCGCUUCAUGAGCAUCGCAGAGCAGAUGGGCCGGAUCCUGCAGCGCACGGCCAUCUCCACCAACAUCAAGGAGCGCCUGGACUUCUCCUGCGCCCUUUUUGGGCCGGACGGGGGGCUGGUGUCCAACGCCCCCCACAUCCCCGUGCACCUGGGCGCCAUGCAGGAGACCGUCCAGUUCCAGAUCCGCAGGCUGGGGGACGACCUGCGGGAGGGGGACGUGCUCCUGAGCAACCACCCCUGCGCCGGGGGCAGCCACCUGCCCGACCUGACCGUCAUCACCCCCGUCUUCUGGCCCGGCGUCCCCAAGCCCGUCUUCUUCGUGGCCAGCCGCGGGCACCACGCGGACAUCGGGGGCAUCACGCCCGGCUCCAUGCCCCCCCACUCCAAGGCGCUGCACGAGGAGGGGGCCGUCUUCGUCUCCUUCAAGCUGGUGAAGGACGGCGUCUUCCAGGAGGAAGCGGUGACUGAGGCCCUGAUGGCGCCGGGCCGCGUGGCGGGCUGCAGCGGGACCCGCAACCUGCAGGACAACCUCUCGGACCUGCGGGCGCAGGUGGCUGCCAACCAGAAGGGCAUCCAGCUGGUGGCCGAGCUCAUCGGCCUCUACGGCCUCGGCGUGGUGCAGGCGUACAUGGGCCACAUCCAGGCCAACGCGGAGCUGGCCGUGCGCGAGAUGCUGAGGGGCUUCGCCGCCCGCUGGGGCGCAGCCGUGGAGGCUGAGGACCGCAUGGACGACGGCUCCCCCAUCCGGCUGCGGGUGCAGGUGGACCCCCAGGAGGGCAGCGCCGUGUUCGAUUUCUCGGGCUCCGGGCACGAGGUGUACGGGAACUGCAACGCGCCCCGCGCCAUCACGCUCUCGGCCCUCAUCUACUGCCUGCGCUGCAUGGUGGGGCAGGACAUCCCGCUCAACCAGGGCUGCCUGGCCCCCGUGCACGUCGUCAUCCCCAAGGGCUCCAUCCUGGACCCCUCGCCCGAUGCCGCCGUGGUGGGGGGCAACGUGCUGACCUCGCAGCGGGUGGUGGACGUCAUCUUCAAGGCUUUCGGGGUCUGCGCUGCCUCCCAGGGCUGCAUGAACAACGUCACCUUCGGGAACGAACGCGUGGGCUACUACGAGACGGUGGCGGGGGGCGCGGGGGCUGGUCCCCGCUGGCACGGCCGCAGCGGGGUGCACACGCACAUGACCAACACGCGCAUCACCGACCCCGAGGUCCUGGAGCAGCGGUACCCCGUGGUCCUGCAGCGCUUCGAGCUGCGCUGCGGCUCGGGGGGUGCCGGGCGCUUCCGGGGGGGCGACGGCGUGUGCCGGGAGCUGCUCUUCCGCCAGGACAUGGUGCUGUCGGUGCUGAGCGAGCGCCGCGCCAUCCAGCCCUACGGCCUGCGAGGCGGCAGCCCCGGCGCCCUGGGCCUCAACCUGCUGCUGCGCCGCGACGGGCGAGCCAUCAACCUGGGCGCCAAGACAUCGGUGCCGGUGCAGCCGGGGGACGUCUUCUGCCUGCAGACCCCCGGUGGGGGUGGCUUCGGGCCCCCUGGGGGUGCCGGGGACGCCGAGGAUGGUGCGGAGCCGCCGGCUCCCCGGAGCUUUGCGGAGCGCGGGAGCCUCUUCGAGUACCGGCGGGCGCAGGAGGCCGUGUGA